AGUUUUUGUAUUUUAUUUUACCUUUGCUCAUAAUAAUACCAACGUAAUAUUCUUCACAACAUUAAAAACAAGGUUGGUCUGUGAUGCUGUAGGUUUUAUAGAUGGGCCAGGUGACCACGUAAGCAUAAAGUUAUGGAUAAGACGGGCGUUUUAUAAUGUCGGCCAGGAAAAGUGAACAUUGAAAUUUAUAAAGCAGUGUCUCGUGUGUAUAAAUUACCCUAUACAAGAUAAGCUACGUAUCGAAAACUGCACUUUAGACUGCCAGCUCACGGCGUCCUGCCCAUGACCAAUAUUGUGUUUACAGCCAUGAUAUAGGUGAGUGGGUUAUAUCCCACACAACAACGGACCAGCUAGCGAAGCUCAACCUGAAUCUAUGUUCACAGCCAUUGGGGCCAACAUCGGAGCACAAACUGAACAUAAAGAAAAUCAUUCCUGCUGGCUAUCACGAGAAAAGGCAGACAAAGACACACAAAAGACUGGGCACAUUCGCUGACGUUGGAAACAGGAUGUUGUCCGAGUUCAUAUUGGGGGCAGCUGUUGUGCUGUUUCUCGCCUACAUAUAUCAGUCAAAACGGAAAUACAGCAGGAUGCCUCCGGGUCCGAAACCACUGCCAGUACUGGGCAAUUUCUUCGAAAUAAAUGAGGGUACAAUGGCACAAGAUCUCACUCAUUUGGGUUCUCAAUACAAUGGCAUAUUCACUGUUCAUCUGCUAACGACGCCGGCAAUCAUUCUGGAUAAUGUCAAAAUCAUAAGGGACCUCCUUCUUUCACCUGAAUAUGCUGACAUCUUCAGUGGAAGGGUGAGCUCAUAUUUCAGCAAGCAUUUGGUGCCACAUGAUAUGGCAUUGCAGACGAUUAGUGAACUACAGCAGUACAUGAGAAAGUUGACCUUUCGUGGAAUAAAACAGUACGGAACUGCACUGAAAAAUGUUGAGCACCACGCCCAGGUAGAAAUCCAAAAAAUUAUCAAGAGGUGCAGAGAAAGAAAUGGCGUCUCGUUUGACCCGCUGGAAGACCUGAAUCAAUAUGUCAGCAACGUAAUCUUAAUUUUGAUUUGUGGACAAAGAUUUGAACCUGGUCAUAAGACACUGGAGAUGUGUGGCAAUAUUGCCGCUGAUUUUGUGUACCUCGUCAACUUCAAAAACCAGAUUCUCAUGGACAAUGUCCCGUUCAGUACAAUGUUGAUACCAGACCUAAGACGGGCAUGUCAAACCAUGAAGGGCGGUUACCACUAUUUCACUGAGACUAUUGACAAAAUAUCAAAGGAAUCCAAAGGUACGAUGCCCGACUGUCUCUACACAUUGCUGUUAAAAGAGCGUGAGGAGGGAAUGCUAUCAAUGGGGAAUGUAAAAGGGAUACUGAUGGAUAUCCUGCUUGCAGGUAUUGCCACGACAAAAGGAACCCUCUACAGUGCCCUUGCGGCAAUGGUAAACUUCCCCAAGGUCCAGAAGAAGAUCCAGGAGGAGAUCCAAAGGGUGGUUGGAAAGGACCGACUUCCGGAUUUGGAGGACCGGAACAAAAUGCCCUACACCAGGGCAGUAGAAUUGGAAUUGUAUCGUUACUUCACGCCCGCUGGAACGCCUGGUCCAAGGCAUUCGACACAAGACUGCACCUAUAAGGGUUACUGCAUUCCAAAGGGAACAAUGGUCACUUACAAUGUGUGGCGUGUACAUCAUGACGAAUCAUUUUGGGAGAAUCCCUUCACAUUUGAUCCAACCAGAUUCCUGGAUGAACGUGGCGAGUUGCUGCCACCGGAGGAUGAAAAACGUCAGAGACUGCUGACGUUUGGCAUCGGAAAGCGUUCUUGCAUUGGCGAGAAGCUGGCCCGAGUGAGGAUAUUUCUUGGACUGACGUCCCUACUGCAAAACUUCGACCUGACUCGUGAUCCAUCGGAACCUUUCCCUUCACCCGACCCCCGUACAUACCGGUGUGGAUUUAUCUCACAACCACCUCCUUACAAGCUACAAUUCAAACCAAGAUACUGAGAUCCAAGAUUCCAUCGUGGCGGUAGAAGAGCCCAGUGGUUGAAGCGUACACUCGUCACUCGGAAGACCCGGGUUUGAUUCCCUACACUGUGUGAACCCCAUUUCUGGUGCCGUGAUAUUGGGGGAAGAGUUGAAAGCAGCGUGAAAAAACACCUUAUUCACUCACUCUUCAUUUUAUGUGCGCCUUUUGUCACUUAUAGUAUAAAAUGUAGUAAUACCAAUAUCUACAGAGAAACAUCAGUAUACAGAUGACUUUACAUUUCUUUAAAACGACGAAUAUGCAAAGUUAGUUGAACUUCAAUUAAUUUCUAAACAUUGAAUUUUAUCAAUGUUAAGUAUGUUUGGUCAAUGUCAUCUCUCAUCUCGUUGAGGCGGCGGGUUAGCAUGUUGGUUCGCUCGUCACGCCGAAGACCCGGGUUCGAUUCCCCACAUAGGAACAAUAUGUGAAGCCCAUUUCUGGUGUCCCCCGCCUUGACAUUGCUGGAAUGUUGCUAAAAGCGGCGUAAAACUAAACUCACUCACUCACGUUAUAUCGUUAAUACACACCCCUUCUUGUAGAAGUAACUAUGGCCCUGACCAGUUUUACUAAUUUGUCUUUUGUCAAAAGCUGUAUUUGCUACAUCAAUGUCAUUUGUUUAGCUGACCUUAUAACAGUAAUUGUUAUUGUCCCCCUAUCUUAUUGUUCGAUGAACACGAGUGAGAAAUACGUAUCUGGCGUUAUCAUACACCUACAAUGAAUAUUGUAGAGAAUUGUAAUUUGCUCAAAUAUAUUCAACAUUGUUUAUCCAGUAAUAAUAAAGAAAUACUCAGAGUUUUUUUAAUGUAAACAAGUUCAUUAUCAUUACUAGACAAUAAUAUAGUUUUGUCAUGUAAAAAUGUCAUCAACAUGAUCAUGUAUCACUUUGUAAACUUUCGUGUGUUUUACAUAUUUAGUCAAAUGAAAUAUCGGGUUAUAUGUAGAACGUUGGAUUUGAGUAUUUCAUUCUACACUAAAACACUUAAUUCCUCAUUUCGUAAUCAUUACACGUAUGGCGAAUAACUGUAUUUAUUACUCGCCCAUGAAAAAUAUUGCAGUGUAAUAAACUGACGUGCAAAAGAAAGUACACAGGUGUAAUUGUUGUUGCAAUCCCAAAUAUGCAUUCAAACUAAUAAAGUUAUUGAAAAACAUUAAUUGUA
Messenger RNA from Haliotis rubra (blacklip abalone), 3161 nucleotides. RefSeq names its product cytochrome P450 2C30-like. Gene Ontology annotation, molecular function: heme binding; monooxygenase activity; iron ion binding. The coding region runs from base 507 to 1985 and encodes 492 amino acids. Lineage: Eukaryota; Metazoa; Mollusca; Gastropoda; Lepetellida; Haliotidae. The transcript is spliced from 7 exons. The record is from RefSeq and is a predicted model, not a curated record.